UACAGAUUUUCGUCAAUAUGGGAAUGCAGAAGCUGUUGAGUGGUAUUCUUAGGUACCGUGUUACUUUUAAGAAUGAGAUGGUCAAGCAGUUUCAAAGGAUUAAAGAUGACCCAAAGCCGUCAGCUAUAGUAUUCACAUGUAUGGACAGCCGAAUGUUGCCAAGUCGUUUCUGCCAAGCUCAAAUUGGUGAUAUGUUUAUUGUUCGGAAUGCUGGUAACCUUGUGCCGCAUUAUAAACACUACGGCUACGAACACAUCACAACAGAACCGGCCGCUCUGGAGCUUGGUUGCGUCAUCAACAACAUCAAGCAUGUUAUUGUCAUAGGACAUUCUGACUGCAAGGCGAUGAACACACUGUGGUCCCUGAAGGAUGAAGUGGAGUCUCAAGAAGGCAGCCCCCUGCAGCUCUGGAUGAAGAGACAUGCCAAGAGCUCCCUGAAGAAAUUCGGCCCAAUACUUGGUGGGAAGAGAGGACCCCUGGUCUUCCAAGCAGAAACCCCCCAGCAUACUUUUGAGGCAUUCAUUGAUGUGGAAAAUAAAUUCAAUAUUACUGAUAAGCUUUCACAGGUUAACUGCCUCCAACAAGUACAGAACAUUGCCAGUCAUCCGUUUCUACAUGAGAAGCUCUCAUCGGAGCAAGUACGAAUCCAUGCGAUGUGGUUCGACAUCUAUACGGGGGAGGUCUACUUAUUUAGUCGGAAGAAUAAGAAAUUCAUCCGAAUCGAUGAAGAGACAAUAUAUAAGAUAUUCUACAGGGAUAGAACGAUUAUAGAUGAAGUUGAUUUGAGAGAUAAAGAUGCCUAGUCUUCAGGAGUAAACACAAGUCUUCCAUGAUGUGUUAUGUAGUGUCCAUUUAGCCAAGUCUUUGAGCUUAGAAUUCUUUAUAAUACCGUAGAGCUUGGAGCUACAGGAGUGUAAGAAUGACAAUGAUGGUCAAAGCAGGUUGAUUGUUCUAGUCAGUUUAAUCAUGGCGGAACUGAAUUGACGACAGCAUUUUCACUUGAAUAUUUUUUCGGUAUUUUUACACUGGGCAAUGCCACCUCCCUGUUACUUUUAAAUUGCCAUGAGACUUAAUUUUUGAGAAGUAGUCUUUCCCUGAUAUCUUAAAUCGCUCAAACGAAAAUCUGGUGAAAAAAUAUUUGGUGUUCAUUGAAGUGCCAAUAGACUACAGGAACUGCAGUGCCAUCUAGAUUCAACCAUCAUGUGUGAUGUUUAUGAGACGUGAAUUCACUGUAAUAAUGAGUAUUGAUGACAAAAUGUGAUAUUAUUAUAAUUUAAUUGAUUACUUCUUGUAUUUUAACCAUGGCAGUUCUACCAAGUACUGUAAGUUUUCAGGACGUGGUUGUUCAAAACAAGUUUUCUCACUGAUGCUGUUGUUUACUUGGUGUUUAAAUUCAAAUAGACAUCAGUUAGGGAGAGACAUGUACUGCCAAGUGAACGCAUAAGCGAUGCAUUGUGGUGACAAAACUUGUUCUGAACGACCAGGUCCAGGGUGUGUAGUUCAGGGCAUUUUAUGUUUCAUACAUGUAAUAGGAUCUUUCCUGUAGUGGAGAGUCAUUUGAAUCUGUGGUUGUUACUUAUACUGGUACAUUCUAUAGACAAUGUAUGCUAGGACUAAGAUUUUUAGAGUGCCUGGUUGAUGAUGUAUCAUUGUCCUUGUUUUACUUCAAUUUGUACUGAUAUUUUAAGGCAAUGUGCAUAAAUCAUGUUUGUUAAAACUGCCUGAACAUUUCUACAAUGAAGGAUCUCUCUAUGAAGGAUUUUACAGGAGUUGGAAGGGAGUGUAUCUCUGAAAGAUGUGGAACCUGAUCAGUUCAUACUUUGUCAUGAGGCUGCUGGCACAAGGAAGUUUACUCCAGCAUUUAAUUUGUGUCUCGAAACAUGAUUGACACCCUUUGGCUCUGUGUGACACAAGAAUGCCAUUAAAGCUGAUAUGCAUACAUAAAAAACCCAGAUGUCACGUUACAAAACACCAACGUCCGAAAAUCAAGUUGCCAACUACACUCGAAACAUGAUAGACAGCGGGAAUAUGUCUCAAUUGACUGACACUCUCUAGACACUCUCUAGAAGAGAAACAUCAUGCAUGUCAGCUUUAAUGUUUGGUGUGUUUGGCAUUUUAUCUUAAUUUUGAAUGCGUUGACUAUUAUUUGCUUGGGAACAAUCUAGUGUAUGAUGAUCUGUUGUUAUUGAUAGUUACAUGUAGGAUGCAUGCCAGUAUUAUGCAUAGCAAUAGGAUAGAUCUGUUCAACUGUGAAAUAAAACUAUGAAUUAUCGA
Molecule: messenger RNA, 2274 nt
Organism: Lineus longissimus
Lineage: Eukaryota; Metazoa; Nemertea; Pilidiophora; Heteronemertea; Lineidae
Product: beta carbonic anhydrase 1-like
Exons: 4
Coding region: 18-803 (261 amino acids)
Molecular function (GO): zinc ion binding; carbonate dehydratase activity
Source: RefSeq, a predicted model, not a curated record